UUCUUUUGUUCGGUGAUGGUGAGCUGGGUUUUGGUGUAUUGUUGUUUGGAUCUGAGGAGAUUGAGAAGUUAAAGUUUCGAGGGGAGUGUGCGUGUUUGUUUAGUGGUGAUGGAGAGGAAGGUUGGGGUGUGGCUGAUCUUUCUGCUGCAUCCAUUAUGGCUGGCUUUGGGUAAUACCGAAGGUAAUGCUUUGCACAGCCUGAGAAGCAACUUGAUUGAUCCAAACAAUGUCCUGCAGAGUUGGGAUCCUACCCUUGUCAACCCUUGCACAUGGUUUCAUGUCACCUGCAACAAUGAUAAUAGUGUUAUAAGAGUUGAUCUUGGAAAUGCUGCUUUGUCUGGUCAGCUUGUUCCGCAACUUGGCCUGCUUAAAAACUUGCAAUACUUGGAGCUCUACAGUAAUAACAUAAGCGGACCAAUUCCUGGUGAUCUUGGUAACUUGACUAGCUUGGUGAGCUUGGAUCUUUACUUGAAUAGUUUUACUGGUCCCAUCCCAGAAAGUUUGGGCAAGCUGUCAAAAUUACGAUUUCUCCGGCUUAACAACAACAGCUUGACGGGUCGCAUUCCUAUGCCAUUGACUAAUAUUUCAUCACUUCAAGUGUUGGAUCUAUCAAACAACCGUCUCUCUGGCGUUGUUCCAGAUAAUGGUUCCUUCUCAAUGUUCACUCCCAUCAGUUUUGCUAAUAAUUUGGAUUUGUGUGGGCCAGUUACUGGGCAUCCUUGCCCAGGUUCUCCCCCAUUUUCACCUCCUCCUCCGUUUGUUCCACCAACCCCAAUUUCCUUACCAGGUCGCACAAGAGUGCAAAGAAAUUUAUGAGAAUUCGCUUGUGGAUGGAAACCCUCCAAGGGCUGGUUUUGUGUUCCCAAAAGUGAAGUACUUGUCAGCUUCUAAAGGUUAUCUCUGGCGAAAGCUUACUUAGUUCAACUACAAAUGCCAAUAUUGUACGUGGAUCACAACUGCUGUAAAUUUUUUACUCUGUUCAUUCCAAGUGAUAAAUUGAUUUAUAUUACAUUUCUCAAUAACCUCUACGCUUAUUAAUCUUUGUAUUUAUGCAUUUCUGGCUAAUAAAUUCAAUUGUUACUUAAAA
Molecule: messenger RNA, 1087 nt
Organism: Hevea brasiliensis (rubber tree)
Lineage: Eukaryota; Viridiplantae; Streptophyta; Magnoliopsida; Malpighiales; Euphorbiaceae
Product: somatic embryogenesis receptor kinase 2-like
Exons: 8
Coding region: 109-816 (235 amino acids)
Molecular function (GO): protein binding
Source: RefSeq, a predicted model, not a curated record